Messenger RNA from Miscanthus lutarioriparius, 585 nucleotides. Lineage: Eukaryota; Viridiplantae; Streptophyta; Magnoliopsida; Poales; Poaceae. The record is from the annotation of a GenBank genome assembly.
AUGGCGGAGCCCAGACGCAUGCGGCCGUCGACGUUCCGGUGCACCGCGGCGACGGUGCUGGCGCUGCUGCUGGUGGCCUUCAUCAUCGUCCUCCUGUGGCUCUUCCUCCACCCGUCCAAGCUCUACCUCUCCGUCGACCACGCCGCCACGACGGGGUUCAACUUCACGGCCGCCGGCGGGCUGGCGGGCGCGUUCGACCUCACCCUGCGCGCCUUCAACCCGAACGAGCGAGCGAGCGUGUACUACCGCUGGGUCGACGUCGGGGUCUGGUACAACAGCACGUACCUCGCGGGCGCGCACGCGCCGGGCUUCUUCCAGCCGCCGGAGGACGAGACCCGCGUCGACGUGGUCGCGCGGGCGGCGCCGGACGCCUGGACGCUGCCGCGGGACGUGGAGGAGGGCAUGAAGAAGGAGCGCACGGCGGGGAAGCUGACGGUGGACGUGCACGUCGUCGCCAAGGUGCGGUUCCGGUACGGCGUGGCGAGGACGCGCAAGUACACCGUCCGCGCCAGCUGCCCCGCGGUGCCCAUCGACUUCGCGUCGCCAACCUCGUUCCACCGGGUGAACUGCCACGUGCACAUAUGA